UUGCGAGACUUUUGGGAAAGAUUGCGAAACAGACAAACAGAUCAGACCGGGGUUUGAGAAGUCAACGAGAGAAGCACAAAUUGUUCCCGAGUUGUUCAUUUUCUCGAAAUCUAAAGGUACAACCUGGAUAUAAGCCAAUGUAUUAAAUAGCUGAACAUGUUAUUACUCAAAUCUUGCGAGAGUGACAAACUGACACGUUUUCAUUAUCGUCAAAAACAACAUUAUAUCGAAGGAGUGCCUUUAAUUUGACAGUUUGCACAUGCGCAGCUCGGCGUGAGACACCCGAUGACCGACAAGUGUGAAAGGGGAUUUUUGUUGGAGAAGCAGUUUUAUCCUAUCCUCAUACUGUACUGUCUUUGAUAAUGCUGUGGCUAGUUUUAUGACUAGUAAAACGAGUCAAAAAUAUUUUUCCCGUGUUAUGACUUGAUCGUUUCCGGAUGCUGUACAGGAAGUGACAUUGCUGAUGCAUUUGCAUUGUGGGAUUUGUGUGCUUUCCUCUUGCAAUCAUGGCGGAUGCCUUUGGUGACGAUUUGUUCAGCGUGUUUGAUGAAGAACAAACAACUUCAACUAAAAAGAAACUAGCGGUACCUGAAACGGUUCCUGAAAAGGGGAAAUCGACCAGUAAAAAUGGCAAAGGAGGAAAGGCUGAGUUCUAUGCAGCCAAGAGUAAGCGGGAAGCAGACAACAACGGGACAGAUGAGGUGGUGUUUGGGAAGAGGUCCAAGCUGGAGACUCUUUCUACAGAGGAGAUCAAUCUUGCCGACUGCAUGCCCAAGGUGAGGGUGGAGCCGGUUGAGACAGUGGAAGGGUGCAACCACGAGGUGGCCCUACCAGCCAAUGAGGAGUACAAACAGCUUAAGCCUCGUGUGGGGAAAGCAGCCAAGGAGUAUCCCUUCGUUCUGGAUCCCUUCCAACGUGAGGCCAUUCUGUGUAUCGAUAACAACCAGUCAGUGCUUGUGUCUGCCCACACCUCUGCAGGAAAGACUGUCUGUGCAGAGUAUGCCAUAGCUCUAGCUCUGAGGGAGAAGCAGAGGGUCAUCUUCACCAGCCCCAUCAAAGCCCUGAGUAACCAGAAGUACAGAGAGAUGUACGAAGAGUUCCAGGAUGUUGGCCUGAUGACCGGUGAUGUCACCAUCAACCCCACCGCCUCCUGCCUCAUCAUGACUACCGAAAUCCUGAGGAGCAUGUUGUACCGAGGGUCAGAGGUCAUGAGAGAGGUGGCCUGGGUCAUCUUCGAUGAGAUCCAUUACAUGAGAGAUGCCGAGCGUGGCGUGGUGUGGGAGGAGACCAUCAUCCUGCUUCCUGACAACGUCCACUAUGUCUUCCUGUCUGCCACCAUCCCAAACGCCAAGCAGUUCGCUGAAUGGAUCUGCCACCUCCACAGACAGCCCUGUCACGUGGUGUACACUGACUUCCGGCCCACACCCCUGCAGCACUACAUCUUCCCAGCAGGUGGCGACGGACUUCACCUUGUGGUGGAUGAGAACGGAGAGUUCAGGGAGGACAACUUCAACACGGCCAUGCAGGUGCUGAGAGACACGGGUGACUCUGGAGGCAGCAGCGGAGGGGGCAAAUGGGACCCCAAGGGGCGCAAAGGAGGGACACGAGGGCUAUCCAACGUGUUUAAGAUUGUUAAAAUGAUCAUGGAGCGGAACUUCCAGCCGGUCAUCAUCUUCAGCUUCAGUAAGAAGGAGUGUGAGGCCUACGCCCUGCAGGUGUCCAAGCUCGACUUCAACACAGAUGAGGAGAAGAAGCUGGUGGAGGAGGUGUUCAACAAUGCCAUAGACUGUCUGUCAGACGAUGACAAGAAGCUGCCCCAGGUGGAGCACGUCCUGCCUCUAUUGAAGAGAGGUAUAGGGAUUCAUCAUGGAGGACUACUCCCCAUCCUAAAGGAAACUAUCGAGAUCCUGUUCUCUGAGGGGCUUCUCAAGGCCUUGUUUGCCACAGAGACCUUUGCCAUGGGCAUUAACAUGCCCGCCCGAACUGUCCUGUUCACCAACGCACGCAAGUUUGAUGGCAAAGACUUCCGCUGGAUCACAUCUGGUGAGUACAUCCAGAUGUCCGGUCGAGCUGGCAGGAGAGGGAUGGAUGAGAGGGGUAUCGUCAUCUUCAUGGUGGAUGAGAAGAUGAGCCCUGCAAUUGGGAAACAGCUGCUUAAGGGCUCGGCAGACCCUCUGAACAGUGCCUUCCACCUCACCUACAACAUGGUUCUCAACUUGCUGCGGGUGGAGGAGAUCAACCCGGAGUACAUGCUGGAGAAGUCUUUCUACCAGUUUCAGCACUACAGGGCUGUGCCCGGGGUCGUAGAGAAGAUGGCGAAGCUGGAAGAGAUGUACAACGCCAUAGAGAUCCCCAACGAGGAGAGUGUGGUGACCUAUUAUAAGAUCCGCCAACAGCUGGCCAAACUGAGCAAGGAGAUAGAGGACUUCAUCCACAAACCAAAAUACUGUCUUCCCUUCCUCCAGCCUGGCAGACUGGUCAAGGUCAAAAACGAAGAUGCUGACUUUGGGUGGGGUGUGGUUGUUAAUUUCUCGAAGAAGUCAAAUGUCAAGGCCAUAACGGGUGACGCAGACCCUCUAUACGUGGUAGAGGUGCUGGUCCACUGCAGUAAGGAGAGUGUGAAGAACACCGCCACAGAGGCUGCCAAACCCGCUGCCCCUGGCGAGAAGGGGGAAAUGCAGGUGGUUCCUGUGAUGCUCCACCUCCUGACCUCAAUCAGUUCAGUUCGUCUCUACAGCCCCAAAGACCUGCGGCCUUAUGACAACAGACAGAGCAUGCUCAAAUCCAUACAGGAGGUGCAGAAGAGGUUCCCGGACGGCGUUCCCCUUCUGGACCCCAUCGAUGACAUGGGCAUUAAGGACCCGGGCCUGAAGAAGGUCAUCCAGAAGGUGGAGGCGUUUGAACACAGGAUGUACUCCCACCCCAUGCACUCUGACCCCAGCCUGGAGGCCGUCUACUCCCUCUGCGAGAGGAAAGCCCUGAUUGCGGGGGAUAUCAAAGGGGCCAAGCGGGAGCUGAAGAAGGCUCGAACCGUGCUGCAGAUGGACGAGCUCAAGUGCAGGAAGCGCGUCCUGAGGCGUCUCGGGUUUGCGACUUCCUCGGAUGUCAUCGAAAUGAAGGGCCGAGUGGCCUGUGAGAUCAGCAGUGCUGAUGAGCUUCUACUGACUGAGAUGGUGUUCAACGGCCUGUUCAACGAUCUGUCUGCAGAACAGGUUACUGCUCUACUCAGCGUCUUCAUCUUCCAGGAGAACGUUAACGAGAUGCCCAAGCUGACAGAGCAGCUGGCUGGACCUCUGAGACAGAUGCAGGAGUGUGCCAAGCGUGUUGCCAAGGUGUCUGCGGAGGCUAAGCUGGAGGUGGACGAGGACACCUACCUGGACAAGUUCAAGCCUCACCUGAUGGACGUGGUUUACACCUGGGCUAACGGCUCCACCUUCGCACAGAUCUGCAAGAUGACCGACGUCUUUGAAGGGAGUAUCAUCCGCUGCAUGCGUCGCCUGGAGGAGCUGCUCCGUCAGAUGUGUCAAGCAGCCAAGGCCAUCGGUAACACAGAGCUGGAGAACAAGUUUGCGGAGGGUAUUACGAAAAUCAAGAGGGAUAUUGUGUUUGCUGCCAGUUUAUAUCUGUGAUUUGAUGUAUUUUGUGAUUGAGUGACCUGUGUUUGUUGGUUUGAGUGUCUGACAUCAUCCAGACAAUGUUAAUGUGUUAAGCAUAAAAUGGCUUAUUUUCCUUCCAAAAAGCGCAACAUUUGUACAUACUUCAACAAUUUUAAUAAAAGUCUGUAUAGUGAUUUCUUCUAACAUACAGCUGGAUAAAACAAUGUUUUGUUGUUGCUUCAGGUGAAGAUGCAUUAUAUUGGUCUGGAUAAUACACAGGAAGCUGUAAUAGUAGCAGCCCAGCCAAGGCAACAUGGGUGGGACAAGCUCAGACAGCUUGGCUCCAGGUCAUAGGUCAGGAAAGCACAAAGCAGGGUUACAUUCACAUGUCUGGUUCAUUCCCAGAUGGCGCCCUAUUCCCUCCAUAGUGCACUAGUUUUGACCAGGACCCAAUGUAGGGAGUAGGGUACCAUUUGAGACGCAUAAUUUCUUUCCACCCCAGUGGUCCGACCCUUAGUGGGGUAUGAUGUGCAUGCAGUAAACGGUUCCUCUUCUCUAUAGCUUAGUUGGGGCUGCUGUCGUAAUGGUUUCCGUUAGUGGGCGUCUCUUGCAGGCUGGUGUGGGGAAUCUCCACAUCCUCCUGGGGCUCCACCCUCUUCUUGAAGAAGUCUGACACUACAAAUACCUGCAGGGGACAGACGAGUGUCAGUGGACAGCUUUGGAGGGAAAUGGUUGACCUACCUCAGUUCAUUUUAUUGAAGAGAAUGGCUACUUAGUAGGAAGUAAGGCUUUUAAAGUGGGACACGUAUAGGUCAGGAGACACCUUUUGACUAAAAUACCCCUCUAACCACUGGUCUUGUGCUCUCUGCUACCCAAUUUCUAUUGUAACAAAUAAAGCUGAAUUGCCUUAA
Molecule: messenger RNA, 4507 nt
Organism: Oncorhynchus kisutch (coho salmon)
Lineage: Eukaryota; Metazoa; Chordata; Actinopteri; Salmoniformes; Salmonidae
Product: exosome RNA helicase MTR4
Exons: 26
Coding region: 507-3629 (1040 amino acids)
Biological process (GO): RNA catabolic process; maturation of 5.8S rRNA
Cellular component (GO): nucleus
Molecular function (GO): ATP binding; RNA binding; RNA helicase activity
Source: RefSeq, a predicted model, not a curated record